AUGGCCACUACUGCAGAAGGACAGCUACCCCCUCUUUCCGGCCUCUUAGCUUCAUCUUCACGACGUACAGCCGCCAUAUUCGCUUCAUCUUUUGCCCCGUCACUAUCCGAUGAGCUGAGCUCACGCGCCAAGUUGGCUGUCAAGAUUUCAAAUGAGUACGAGGCGGUGAGGGAACUUCCAAUAGGGAUGCGAGAACAGCAGGGGCCGCAUGCACCCAAGCAGCGAAAAGCCAUCGAAGGCCCGCCACCAGAGACAACCAGGCUCAUCGAGGCUGCUGCAGGGACGACAGCACCUCAGGCUGCGUUAACCCUGGCCCCUACUUCAAACCAAACACCUCUCCACCGUGCACUCUCCCUUCGGAAACAGCAGCGCGAAGUCAAGCCAGAUUACCAUCCACAAUGGCGUCUCUCACGGGUCAUAUCUGGACAUCUUGGUUGGGUACGAAGUGUUGCUGUCGAGCCGGGGAACAAGUGGUUUGCGACCGGCGCAGGUGAUAGGGUGAUCAAGAUCUGGGACCUGGCAAGCGGGGAACUCAAGAUCUCCCUCACCGGCCACAUCUCCACCGUGCGUGGUUUGGCAGUCUCGCCUAGACAUCCGUAUCUGUUCUCCUGUGGAGAGGACAAGAUGGUCAAGUGCUGGGAUUUAGAGGCGAAUAAGGUUAUUAGGCACUAUCAUGGACAUUUAUCAGGUAUAUAUGCACUUGCCCUUCAUCCAACACUAGACUUACUGGUCACCAGUGGUCGUGAUGCAUCUGCGCGAGUAUGGGAUAUGCGCACAAAAGCUCAAAUCCACGUUCUGGCUGGGCAUAGCGCCACUGUCGGGGCACUUCUAACUGCACCUGUCGAUCCUCAAGUCAUUACUGGCUCGAUGGAUUCAACAAUUCGGCUAUGGGAUAUUACAGCUGGUAAAACAAUGAUGACGCUGACACACCACAAAAAGUCAGUGCGCGCUCUCGCGUUAUCCCCCUCCGAGUUCUCGUUCGUUUCCGGCUCUGCUGGUGGCAACAACAUCAAAAAGUUCAAACUUCCGGGAGGCGAACUAGUGUACACCUGUAAGGGACACGAAGCCAUCAUCAACUGCAUGUCUGUGAACGGGGACGGUGUGCAGUUCUCCGGCGGGGAUAACGGCAGUUUGACCUUCUGGGAUUACAAGACCGGUCUGCCAUUCCAGCAUAUGGACGACAUUCCGCAACCAGGAAGUCUGGAUGCUGAGGCAGGUGUAUUCUGCUCGACGUUUGACAUGACAGGGACGAGGUUAAUCACCGGUGGUGCGGACAAGACAAUUAAAAUCUACGCUGAACGGACUGAAUGA
Dacryopinax primogenitus is the source of this 1311-nucleotide messenger RNA. Its product is annotated as pre-mRNA-splicing factor PRP46. Gene Ontology annotation, molecular function: protein binding. The record is from RefSeq and is a predicted model, not a curated record. Gene Ontology annotation, cellular component: catalytic step 2 spliceosome; Prp19 complex; precatalytic spliceosome. The transcript is spliced from 7 exons. Gene Ontology annotation, biological process: mRNA splicing, via spliceosome. NCBI's taxonomy places the organism in Eukaryota, Fungi, Basidiomycota, Dacrymycetes, Dacrymycetales, Dacrymycetaceae. The coding region runs from base 1 to 1311 and encodes 436 amino acids.